CUCAAUUUCAGCUGAGCCGAGAAAGAAGAGGUUUAAGUGACUGGCUGCGGCGCAACAGUCCACACAGGGAGCGCUCAACAGACAAUGCUGUCAGCCCCAGGAUGAUGCUGCCUUGGGUGGUAGCAUGGACGGCUUCACUAUUCCUCCUCUCCUGCCUCCAGAUCUCGGGUGCUGCUGCUUCUGGGGAGACUCUCUGGACCACAUCCGUGCCUGAGUUGCCUGCCCCUUCCUCUCCCAAUGAGACACAGCUGCCUAGUCCCAAAAAUGUCCGGUUUAAAGCCAUCAUUUUCCACCAUAUUCUCCACUGGGAACCAGGCCAGAAUCAGACCCAUAACAUCUCCUAUGAAGUCCAGUACAUGAGGUAUGGGGAAUCCUGGAAUCCUGUCCCCCACUGCAACAGGACCCCACAUCUCUCCUGUGAUCUGACCCUGCCAACCCUAGACCUUGAUGAAAAGAGCUACUAUGCCCGUGUAAGGGCUGUUGGUGGUCACCAGAUGUCUAACUGGACCAGAACGGAUACUCGACUCUCUAAAGAUGAUGUAAUUCUUAGGAUAGACCAGCUGAAGCUACAGUUGAGUGGCAACACUAUCCUGGGGAAAAUCCUGCCUGCUAGGCCCCCAGGGGCCAUUGGAAAUAUUUCCUAUGAAAGCCUCUUCAAACACUACCGGGAAUAUGAUCUUUCCAUCACCAUGGAGUCAGAAAAUCAUAAGGAAAGGGGAAUCCAAAGAAUGGAGCCCAUCCAGAUUUUCAGAAAGAUAAAAGGUGAAGAAUUUAACAUCUUGGUCACCGAAGGAAAGCUGGUCUGCAUCAGAGUGAAACCUGUCAUCAGGUCCCAGACUAACAAGGGACUGUGGUCAGAGUCGAAGUGCAUCACUAUAACUCAGCCAUAUCUCACAGUGACAACCAUCAGUGCCUUCUUUGCCUCCCUUCUGACAGUCUGCCUUGCUGUUGGCUACCUGAGUAUUCGACGCUACAUAAGAAAACCCAAGAAGCCACCUGAAGUCCUGGCCUCCCUUGCCAAACAAAAAUCCUGUGGCAUCCUGAGCAAAGAGAACUACAAAGUGAAACCAGAUACCAUCCACCCCCUUGAUGAGGCGACCUUCCCCAAGGUAUCCCUAGAGCUAAAGAACUCAGAGCUCCAUAGUAGCACGGACAGUGGCUUCAGCAGCACCAAACAGUCACUGCAGAGCGAGGAUCCUCAGUUCCUCCUCCCAGUCCUGGACCCCAUGACAGGUGGGCCCCAGGGAGGCGGUGGCCCUCAGCAGCCAAAGAGCAGCUCGGGCACCAGCAGCUCCAGCAGCUCCAGCAACGCCAGCACGGACAGUGGAAUUUAUCUGCACAACCUGAGCCCACAGUCAGGACAGGAAUGGAGGCAGCAGCCGGGGAGCAGUGACCAGGACCGAGAAGACAGUGGCAUUGGUCUACCCCAGAGCUCCACAGCAACUCCACUGGGCUCCUCUGAGGGCCUUCGGCACAAGAGGGCCUCCACAGCUCUGGAAGGUAGGAGCUCCACUCCCAAGCUUCCUGAGGAAGAGGCUGCAGCCAUUGUGGUCUUCCAAGGCUACCUUCAGCAGUCCAGAUGCACAGAUGGAAACCAGGAAGGGGCCUCUAGCCUAGGGGAGGACUCUUCCCCCGAAGGCAGCCCAGAAUACAAAUGCAGGAUGGAGAGGGAUGUGGAGUCAGGCUGGCCCCCACUGGCCCAGACUAAGGGCUAUCUAAAGCAGGGCCUUGGGGUCUUAGGGGCUUCGCGUGGGCAGUGGAUCGAGCCAACAGAGGAGUGGAGCCUCCUGAAUUUGGUCAACACUGCUGAACUGACAACAUGUGAAUGGAGCAACACACCUGACUUCCCUCUCCCGUACCUCCCCACAGCUCCCACUCCCCCCGGGAUCUUGAAUACAGAUCCCAUAACUCUGCCUUUGAUCUCCAGUUUACACACCAGUGAGUGAUUUGGGUUGCUCCUGAAUAAUAGCAGAGUUUCACUCAGCCCCAAACACUACAGUUGGUGUAGUACCAGAAUGGAGGGGGCCCAAGGGCACAGUGCUGGGGGCAGCAGACAAACAGUAAUAUAAGCUCACUCUUCUGCACAAUCAGGAACUACCUCAUCUGCCUUAGAGAUGGCUGGUCCAUGAUCAGCCCUGACAUGUGGAGAUGCUCUGGUGGGCACGGUCUGGGAGGGUGAGGAGAGUACAACAACGUGUUAACUGACAUGUCCCUGGGCCUACUGUCAGAGCCAGGGAUCUUGGGGACCUAGCAAGGACUGAGGGGAGCAGAGCAAGAAUGGCUCCUUGUGCCACCAAAACCCCCUUUAAAAUGGCUGCUCGAUCGUGUAAAGCAAAGGGUUUGGGAAGCUCUGUAGUGAGGUGCCUUUGCCUAAAGUCACCUCUGAUUUGGGCCUGAGGGGAAGGAAGAAGAAGGAGUAUGGACAGGGCUGCACUGGGGAGAUGGCUUUAGAGAAGAGUUUCUGUCCUCAGAGGUUUAGCUUGGGGAUAGAGAGGGACAGUUUCCACUAGGGACAGAGAGGGUGGAAGCUAGUCUUUGAUCUCAGGGACAGUCAGUGCUCAUGACUGGGAGGAAAAUCCCUGUGGGGCUUGGGGAAGAGGAGAAGUGACCAAAAGGAGAAGCCAGCAUAAAAGGUCUCUCUCUGAGGGGUUUUUCUCACCUGAUCCUUUCAAACCGUUACAGCUCAGAGCAAAGAGACAAUCAACUUGAAUCCUACUUAUGUUGUAUCCUACUCUGUUGACUAGCCUGAUACUUAACUUCUGUUGGCCUCAAUUUUCUAAUCUGUAAAAUGGGAGCAAUAA
Molecule: messenger RNA, 2801 nt
Organism: Phascolarctos cinereus (koala)
Lineage: Eukaryota; Metazoa; Chordata; Mammalia; Diprotodontia; Phascolarctidae
Gene: IL10RA
Product: interleukin 10 receptor subunit alpha
Biological process (GO): cytokine-mediated signaling pathway
Cellular component (GO): plasma membrane
Molecular function (GO): interleukin-10 receptor activity; protein binding
Source: RefSeq, a predicted model, not a curated record